AUGAUUAUAAACCCACAGGAACGCAAUGUCAAGCUAGAUACCCUUGCGGUAUUUCGCGUAGCACUAAUUGCCCGAAGGUUAUCAUCCAACGCGACUGUUGCAGUAGCAAGUACUGUCAGGAUCGAAUGUGCCAGCGAGUCGAUAAUCGUCCACAUUUCCACGGAAGGGAACACUGAUUUUCAUGGAUUGGUCUAUCCUAGAGGAUUAUCCAAGAAUAGCUCCUGUUUGCAGGAAUACAAGAGCCAACCAGCACCAAUUACAUAUCGACUGCCUCUUAGGUCUUGCAAUACCAUGCCAACAGAAUUGGACGACGGAGGAAUAGAGUACUUCAACACAAUUGUAGUUCAACCGCAUUUGAAGCUGGUUACCAAUCAAGGAAGAGGCUUCCAUGUUAGGUGCCGUUAUCAGACGAGAGACAAAGUUGUUACGAACGACCAAACUCGCGUUGCGAUGCUUCAAUCCCUGCCGUUGCAGGCUAUGGCGCCAAUGCCUGGGUGCACCAUGAAGAUAUUCAGCGGAGACCCAACUCGCCAUCAUGUAGCAGAAAACGUUAAAAUUGGAGAUCCGCUUACCUUAGUCAUCAGUAUCGACAAGCAAGAGAUAUGUCCUAUUGACGGCGAAAUAAUGGGACAAUUCACGUACAGCGAGGACAAAACGGAAGCAAAGGUCAAUUUUCAGGCUCAUAAAUUUCCUUACACUGCCAGCGUUUACUACCAAUGCAACGUAAGACUGUGUACCAAACAUGGCGGCGGAUGCUCCGAUACGCCGCCAUCUUGCAACGAGAUCAGCAGAAGGAAGAGAGCUACCGGAAGAUUAGACGACAAAGAUGUCGCUUUGGACGGUACUCCGGCGACCAUUGAAGUCUACAGCGGCCUCUAUGUUAAUGAAGCUUCGGACCUUGGCGGGAAAUCUGAACUUACUGAUGAUGUCUUCCGAGAAAGAACUAUCGACGAAGCAGACAGCAUCUGCAUAUCCCAGCGAAGCUUCGCGAUUGGAAUUGCUAUCGCAGGGUUGAUUCUCAUGAUCGCUGUAGUAGCCGCCAUCUUGGUCCUACUCGCUAAGAGAAGACACAAAAACAUUUCAACAACCGGCUCGUCUAUUUACAGCGGGCCUUACACUAACACUGCUUACAGUCACAGCAGUUAA
Molecule: messenger RNA, 1146 nt
Organism: Cotesia congregata
Lineage: Eukaryota; Metazoa; Arthropoda; Insecta; Hymenoptera; Braconidae
Source: the annotation of a GenBank genome assembly